AUGGCAUCGCCCAUUCCCGUCGCCAUCGUCCUGUUCGAGGGAAUCGAUGUAUUGGACUUCAACGGCCCGCUGGAGAUUCUUUCCAAUGCUUCCUACACUGGCGCCGACGCGAUCAAUCCCGACCUGGCGUUUGAUGUGAAGCUUGUCGCUGCGUCUGAGGUCGUCCACUCCAGGAGAAACCACAGAUACAUUCGUGAUUAUUCUUUCGAAGAAGCAACCAGCAGACUGGACGAAUUUCGCAUCCUGGUCGUGCCUGGGGGCUCGCCGAGCAUCCUGCUGCCCCUCCUCAGGGCUGCUUCUCCGGAGCUGGAAUUUGUCAAGCGUUUCCUCAACCACCCUAACUCGACGUCCCCUGCUCGUACCAUCUUCUCGGUCUGCACGGGUGCCCUCUUCCUGGCCGCAGCCGGUGCUCUCGCCGACAUGACUGCAACGACUCACCAUACCUGUUUCGACAUGCUCCGAGAAAUGGGAGAGGACCCCGCCUGUGGAAAGAUCAACGUCGUCAAGGCGCGCUACGUGGAUGGCGGUCGCUGCAAGACCGGAGUGAGGGUUCUCACUGCUGGAGGAGUUUCAUCCGGGCUGGACGCGGCUUGCUAUCUGGUAUCGACAGAAGUCUCGCAAGAAGCCGCUGAUAGAAUUGCCGCUGUGGUUGAGUAUGACUGGAGGCGAGAACCAGAACAGAUGGUUAUUUGA
Molecule: messenger RNA, 693 nt
Organism: Penicilliopsis zonata CBS 506.65
Lineage: Eukaryota; Fungi; Ascomycota; Eurotiomycetes; Eurotiales; Aspergillaceae
Exons: 1
Coding region: 1-693 (230 amino acids)
Source: RefSeq, a predicted model, not a curated record